Molecule: messenger RNA, 3360 nt
Organism: Nannizzia gypsea CBS 118893
Lineage: Eukaryota; Fungi; Ascomycota; Eurotiomycetes; Onygenales; Arthrodermataceae
Product: EF hand domain-containing protein
Exons: 1
Coding region: 1-3360 (1119 amino acids)
Cellular component (GO): intracellular membrane-bounded organelle; cytosol; membrane
Molecular function (GO): calcium ion binding; zinc ion binding
Source: RefSeq, a predicted model, not a curated record
AUGUCAUCCUCAAACGCUCCCUCUAUCGACGGGACCUCUGCCCUGACCUACCGCCGCACUUUUUUCAUCGUCGCCGCGUUUGCCGGCACGCUCGCCCUCACUCAGCUCCAUCGAUAUUUCUUCCCUUCUCCGACAGCUUCCCAGUCCCUCCAUAGACGAAAUGCGGUACGACAUCAAAGACAUUCGCAGAGACGGGGCGGGAUAUCCCUCCCUAGUGGAGAGACGUAUGAAUCCUCCGGUCCGCUAGCACCCUCACUUGCGCUGGCUCAGCGCGAACAACAAGGCAGAAGCUACGGCCAUUUUACGCUUCGGGUUGAUGCUGAGCAUACUCUGCAAUGCCCCCUUUUGCCCUCACAGCUGGCAUCCGUCGAGAGCAUACAACGGGAGAUCGGGGCCAGCCUGGAGAGCGCAAACUUGAUGCGCCAUAUGAUAGAAGACGAAUUUCUUACGCGGUUUCUCGUAGCUGAGUUUCCGCCGUCGCAUGUUAUUCUUCUUUCUACCGGGGAAUGGAGGUUUCUGCUCAAUGAGCUUACGUCUCGUGGAAUUUCAGAGGCUGCUGUCAACAAUGCCUUUACGCGGUUUAACGAGAAUCCACACUUUGGCGAGCAACCAGGCCCUGAACGGCCAGGGGGACAGGAAGACACAAGCCCGGUGGCGAAUACCAAUGGUAUACCAGCAGAUCAACCCCUUCCACCCCAGCCUGAGAUAGGAGACACAACCAUAGAUGACCAGAGUCUCUUCUCAUGGAGAGACGGUACCAACGACACAGCUCCGCCGAGAGAAGGGCAAAAUCUGCUCAAUUUGCUUUACCAUAUAGCUGAGGACCAAGCAAGGCGUGAUGGCUAUAUACAUCGAGGAGUAACGUGCAACAGCUGUGGUGUCAUGCCAAUCCAAGGGAUCAGAUACCGCUGUUCAAACUGCAUUGACUAUGACCUUUGCGAGGCCUGUGAAGCCUCCCAAGUUCAUAUUCUAACCCAUUUAUUUUACAAAGUUCGAAUACCUACUCCAUCACUGGGGAGUGCGAAGCAGGUCCAGCCAGUUUUAUACCCGGGAAAGCCGAAUAUGCUUCCUCAAACCCUUCCUAGGAACGUAGCUAAGCGGCUCAAAAAGGAAACAAACUUUGAGAAUACCGAAGUUGAUGCACUUUGGGACCAGUUUAGAUGUCUUGCAAAUGUUGAAUGGCCUGAAGAACCAAACGGCCUUCCGCUGGCAAUCGAUAGAAAGACAUUUGACCGGUGCUUUAUCCCUAACCGGCCCCCUCCCCCAAGCCUUAUUUAUGAUCGAAUGUUUUCCUUUUAUGAUACCAACGGUGAUGGUCUCAUCGGGUUCGAAGAGUUUUUGAAAGGCUUAGCAAGCUUCGGUAACAAGAGCAUGCACGAACGUCUUAAACGGAUAUUUGCGGCUUAUGAUAUAGAUAGAGAUGGUUACGUGGAACGGAAAGAUUUCUUGCGAAUAUUCAGAGCAUACUAUACCCUGAGUAGAGACUUAACCAGAGACAUGAUGUCUGGAAUGGAGGACGAUUUCAUGGAGAGCGGCUCUCGAGACGUGGUGCUAGGGAGCCAACCUAUAAGUGCUGCAUUUCCCGGAACCAUACCUGGAUCAGAUCAAUCCAGAGCUGGUGAAGGCAAACGUACGAAUUUGCAGGGUGACCUCGAGGUAAUCGAUAACGACGGUACAGUAAGAGAGGAUGGAGAUGAAACAGGCGAUAGAGACAUUGUUCUAGGAGACGCAGCUCUCAGAGAUACACUUGGACCCAAUCGCCAUCGCCAGCGAGAUCCAUCAAGGUCAGAUAGUACUACUCAAGGACCAUACUAUGGGCCAAGGUCAAGCGACUCGGCCGCUGAUCAUGGAGACGGCUUUGACCUUAUUUGUUCCGGUCCAUACCCGUGUGAGAAUUUCUUGAACUGGCCCCCUGCCGAGCACGUUCAACGUGAGGAUAUCAUCAACGCUCUCGGGGCAUAUGUGCCCCUUGAAGAAGUCACGGAUUUUGUUGAUAGAGCUAGGAUUGGAACUUGUCUUAUUGAGAGACUAAAUGCUGCAGAAGCGGAACAUCAGUCGAACAUAAGGCGGGAGGGCAUUGAAGAGCGAUGGCGACGACGGGCAUUCUACCUUGAGGAGGAAGAGGGCAGAAGCGGACCACCAUUGUACCAAGGAAAUGAGGACGACUAUGAAGCAGCAACGUCUGAUCGUGAGUGUAAUGAGGAUUCAGAUUGGCAUAAUCCUACCCCAAGGUCCCGGUCGUCAUCGAAAGUUCGCUUCCAAGACGAUGUCACUGACAACGAAUAUGAAACCCGCUCGAAUCAAUCUACAUCAUCACGCAGCAUCCAAUUGGGCGAACGAUGGGGUGGUUAUGAAAUUCCAGAAGUUGAAAGGGAUGCAGGCAAGGAGAUUCUAUAUCAAGUCACUCAGCAAGGGUUAAAUGAGCUCCUAGAUCUUAUUUUUAAACCUAAGGAAGAUCUCCUCAUGGAAGCCUAUCGUACCCGUAUAGAACGCAAGCGAUGGGCCAAGGAGAUUGAAAGAUUCCAGGAGAGAGGGUAUCGUGUCAAGGAUUUCCAGAACUUCGUUCGCAGGCACGCGAGCGGGGAUGAUACAGAUGACCCCGAAUCUACUGGUAACAAGACUCUGAAGGAUCUUCUUCAAGAGAGCGGUUUCACAGUCGACCCGGACUUUCUUGAGGAAGUCGAGCGCGAGGAGGAAGACGGCCUUGACCGGGUUUAUUCGCCCCAAGCAGAGGGUAGCAUAACUUCUGACCAUUUGAGUGAUCACGAAGUUGAUUAUAUGCCAAUAGCACCCGAAAGCAAUAAUUUCCAAGGUGACACGGAAUCGCCAUCCUCUUCUGAGAACAACCUAUCUCCGCCUCCUGACCCUACUCUCCCACAAAACCGACCGAAUGAGGAGGAUCUAGCACUCGAGCACAUGCCUCACGGAGUUCAUCACUCACCCCAGCCCCAUUCUGCGGAGCCGCAUCCUAUAUACGAAUCUGCAUCUACUUCAACGUCAACUUCUGGACCUUCUCACCACCGCCUAUCUAGCCAACGUAGAUCACGCAACCGCUCAUUACCUCUUCGACUACGCUUCCAACAGUCUCCGCCGCUAAAUCGCACGCGAAGCAACUCCGGCUCAUCAACAGCGUCUUCAUCUUCUGCCCCUUCUGUGAAGAAUGCUGUUCUUCCAUCCCCACCACCCUCCCCGAAGAUUCUAUCUCGUUGGGCAAAAUUAAACCAUGCUGAACAAGAAGCCAAAGAAAGAGGCGGAUCAGGAGCUAAGCUUAAUUUCGAAGAGUUUGCCAUGAGGAUGCAAGGGGAAAGGGGGAAGAGGCUUGGUUUUGUGGCAAGCUGGAUUGAUAUGACUACCUUUUAA